This is a messenger RNA of Anguilla anguilla (European eel), 2052 nucleotides long. Its product is annotated as HMG box-containing protein 1-like. The transcript is spliced from 12 exons. Gene Ontology annotation, molecular function: RNA binding; RNA polymerase II cis-regulatory region sequence-specific DNA binding; protein binding. Gene Ontology annotation, cellular component: nucleus. Lineage: Eukaryota; Metazoa; Chordata; Actinopteri; Anguilliformes; Anguillidae. Gene Ontology annotation, biological process: regulation of transcription by RNA polymerase II. The coding region runs from base 16 to 1590 and encodes 524 amino acids. The record is from RefSeq and is a predicted model, not a curated record.
CUCCCAUUUCCAAGAAUGCCAGGGAUAUUCGCUAAUGGCGACGGACUGGUAGCUACAGUCCAGCUGUCGGGUGAGCUGGCCAGGUGUACCAUGGUUUGGCAGGUGAAAACUGCAGUGGUGGCAGACAGAGUGGAGGAGACCCAGCAGGGGGCGCUGCAGAGUGCUGUUGGAAUGACCGAUGCCUUCAACACGCUCAAGUGCACUGAGCACCUGCCCUCCUCUGACAGAUGCCCUUCCAGUGAGAGUCAUGUGGAGUAUGAUGACCUCCCCGAGCUGCAGGAGGUGCAGGAGGAGGUGCAGGAGACCCGGCCAUCCCCAGGGGUGUUCCAGGUGGAAGUGGGCGUGUCCCAUCAGGAGGGACCGUCGGACACCUGCAGGCCCGCCCUUAAAAGUGACUUCCCCGACACAAACUGGCUGACAGAGCUGGCCAACAUUGCCACAAGCCCCCAGAGUCCUCUGCUACAGAGCUCCUCCCACAAGAGGUCCCCUCCUGUACACAUCAUAGCCACUAGCAGCAGUUUACAUUCCUAUGCUCGGCCCCCCUUGGCCUCCAGCAGUGAACUCAGCCCCACCCACGCCCGGAGUCACAGGAGAGAGCGCAGGCACCUCAGGGCCAGAAGUGCGUCAGAGUCUGCAAUUUCCUGCACGUCUUCCUUCUCGGGUGAAGAGGCCGUGGGGUGGUCCCAAUCCUGGCCACCCACAGUCUGGCACUGCUUCCUGAAAGGCACACGCGUGCGGUUCCAGAGGAGGCGGGGCCUGGAGUGGCACGAUGUGGAGGACCUGUGUGACCCCGGCGAUGAGUCUGAGGAUGAGACAGAGAUGCCAAGCCACACACUCAAGAGCUAUGGCUCAGAAGGUCUGAAGCUGGUGGCACACGACGAGGCCGUGUCUUCUGGCCAGUCGGUUCUGAAGCUGACCUUUGACCCCGGCUCCACAGUAGAUGGGCUUCUGACCACAGAGUGCAGCCUGGGCCAUCCUUUUUACGUGAAAAAUAAAGGAUGGUCCUCCUUCCACCCGAGCCUGACGGUGGUGCAGCACGGGAUCCCCUGCUACGAGCUGCAGCUGGGGGACCUGUGCCUGCCUCCUGGCCACCGCGACUCCAUCAGCUGCGACCACUCCGUGGUCUUCCGCACCUUCAGGAGUUUCCACUUCACCCCGCUGGACUCGGCCGCCGUGUACGUGCUGAGCAGCAUGGCCCGCCAGCGCCGCGCCUCCCAGACCAGCGGGGGUGCCGUUCAGAGACCGGGGCGGGACUCCCAGCCCCCCCGCCCCUCCCAGUCCCGCCACAGCAAUGCCAAGAGGAGCCACGCCCCCAGAACUCCCAGCCCUGCCACGCCCACAAAGUGCAAGCGGCCAAUGAACGCCUUCAUGCUCUUUGCCAAGAAAUACAGAGUGCAGUACACACAGAUGUACCCUGGGAAGGACAACAGGGCCAUCAGUGUGAUCCUGGGGGACAGGUGGAAGAAGAUGAAGCAGGAGGAGAGGAGGACGUACGCCCAGGAGGCCAAGGAGCUCGCAGAGGAACAGAAACGGCUCAACCCCGACUGCUGGAAGCGCAGGAGAACCAGCUCAGAACCGCAGCAGAACUGAACGCACCGGCCACUAUGGAAAUGUACACCAGCUACCCUGCCACAGGCACUUUACUGUCACUUUACCUUCUACUCCAUACAGACUUUACACAGCAGCCAUAAACCACACACUAAUAUGCUGAAUCGUUUCCUCCUGUUUUAAUGACAGAAAUGCCUUAUUCUUCCAAAGAAAGAUGUCACUCAGUGCUACUUCAGGUGAAUUUUUACGCUUUGAAUUUAUCAGGUAAAUAUUGUAGGCUUGAAACAAUGAGAUCCUGUGGUGCUAAUGUGUAGUGGGAGGUGGAGCUGUACAUGUCAGUGUAUUUCUGUGUGUUUCCGUGUAUUUCUGUGUGUUUCAGUGUGUUUCAGUGUAAAAAGGGGAAAUGGAAAUGCUUUCUUUUCUCUGUCCAUGGGAGGAUGUUGUGUAUCUCAGUGUAUACUGCAGCACGGUGACUGCUUUCCCUGUCUGCCGUAGGGCUGGAGG